AUGCAUAAUGUCUUCGACCAUGGUUUUGAGUCACUCACUGCAGUGGGUCUAUUAUCUGAAAGACGACGAAGGAAACCGUGCCCUCCUCUACUCUCGGCAGCAGGCAGGGAGGGAAUGAAUAGCAUCUGGUUGUGGAGGGAAAGGGUGACAGUUCCUAGUGGUGUUUGGGUUUGCUGGACGUGGACGGACCUAUCUGCUGCGUGUGCAUUUAUCAACGAAAACGCAACCACUCUAGCUAACACCGCUCCAGCACCAAACGCUAACAACCAAGAACCAUUGAAUUCAUUUGAGGAGCCAGGUGCGACACCUGAAACCUCCUCCCAGCCGGAGGUCUUUAAACCUACCCAAGACAAGGAGACUCCACUGGUGGGAUCUGAACCACCCGAUACACCCUUGGUCGUUGUGACUGGAGAAGGGAAUGGUAGUACCUCUGGUGGUACGGACACUUUGACGGGAUCAGAACCGUCUGAAGGAAGUUGUGACAUCUCUAAACAUGCGAACUCUCAAGAGGAGGACAGUAACAGGUCAUCAAGCCAAGUGAGAUCAGAGAAUGGGGAGAGAGCAAGGCAAGAAUCAGGCUCUACAGAGGGCAGCAGAGGGGAUGGUCCACCAACCAGGAGUAGAGCUCAACCUAUUUUAGAUGCCUCAAAACGACGGGAAAAGGAAGACAGACAGUAUAAAUACAGAUCUCAACAAUUAGACACGAGACAGAAACGACUUCAGGAGAUUAGACACAAAGAAACCGAUCACAGAGCUGAAAUACUUGAGAGGAAAAAGAGACAAGAGCAGGAGGAACUGGCACGUAAAGAAGCGAUCGUUCGACGUUCACGAGAACGCUCAGACAACGCCCGUGAGAAACGCCGCUCCUGGAGUGCAUUCGGUUCCCGUGACUACUCCUCUCCGGUCCCCAGCAGUGGGGCACCAGUUCCUGCGAGAGGUCGCAGCACAGACAGGAUGUCCGAUCGACAACAGACCUACUCGGGGGUGCUCCCCCUAGGCACGAGCAAGAGGCUAUCGAGCUCCGUGUCGGCCCUACACAAGCCAGUACAUCUGGUGCGACUGGGUCCCAACGAGAACGACUGGUUCGAGGUUCACAUACCGGAGCCGCUAUCCCGUAGGGGGUCGUCACCAGGCAACGACAAGAAAAAUGAUUCUUCUCCUUUGCCCGCCAGUAGUAGUGCAACCCCCCGCCACCACAUGUCCUCACCCAACCUUGCAUCAAACAAUGUUAGGAGGCGCAUCAGAGCCCCAUACCCACAUCGGGAUAGCCGGUCGGCGCACUCAACACCAACACACAUGUCAAGACCAUUGUCGGCAACGAAACGCUCCUCGUCGAAUUCAAAGUUAAAUAAUGGAGCGCAAGAAGGAAACACACCAGCAGCGCCGGCAACGGCUCCAGCACCAGCACCAGCUAAGAGGGCGCCGUCUCCACGCACCCCUCUACACAUGCGACCUCCAUCGCCAAGGCAACAACCCACACCCAGGACUGCUCCACUCAGAGUGCCGUCACCAAGGACUGUCGGAGGUCAAGGGUCAACUUCGGUGGAUGGAAGUAAAAGUACACCGGGCAGAGCCGCGUCUCCGAGGAACCUACCUAAACAAACAAAUGGGGAUAGACGAAAAACCAAUGAAGGCAAGAAAACACCCGGACAAGCCCCUCCAAUCAAGAAGGCCCUAACCCCACGAACAGACAUAGCCAACAAGUCCACCGUCAGCUCCCCAACUCGGACAACAUCAACACCAAAGACCACUACAACAAAAACGUCCACCACACCCAAGGGGUUACCUCGGCAGCCUAAACCUGCCGCAGUGAAGGCAGCUGCUGCUGCAGAGAAGGCAGCUGCUGCUGCAGAGAAGGCUGCUGCUGCGGAGAAGGCAGCUGCUGCAGAGAAGGCAGCAGCUCAAGAGAAGGCUCCUGCUAAGACGGAGAAUGUGGAGAAAGAAAAGGAGAAGGAGAAGACAGAGAGUAAAGAGACGAAAGCUAAAGAGUCACAGAGAGCCUUGUCUCCAACGGUCUCAGAAUCCUCAAGCGGAUCGGCACCAUCAUCAGUAGGAUCAGCCAAGGCCCAACCCCAAGAAAAACCCCAAGCCCAACCCCAGGCUCAACCCCAGUCCCAGCCAGCUAAAGACCUGACUGAUGAAGAACGUGCUAAACAAGCCUUGGCUGAGAGGAGACGUCAAGCUAGAGAGAAGGCAGAGAGAGAAGCUGAGCUGGAACGACAGAGACAAGAACAACUCAAACGUGAAGAGGAGGAGCGAAUCCGUCUUGAAGAAGAGGAGAGAAUACGCAUGGAGGAGGAGGCAAGAAGGCUAGCUGAGGAGCAUAAGAAAGCAGAGGAGGAGCGUCUUAGGAAAGCUAUUGAAGAUAAUGAAAGGAUGGAGAGGGAGGAAGAAGAGAGGAAGGCUGCGGAAGAAGCUGAAGCUCUACAGAGAGCUGAAGAGGAAAAGAUUCGUCAAGAGGAACUUAAGAAACAAGAAGUGGAACUCGCUGAGAAAUGCCGCAAAGAAAAUGAGGAGAGGGAUGCUCGCAAGAAAAGAGUAGAGGAGAUCAUGAAGAGAGCCCGCCGUGGUGCCCAGGCUAAAGAUAAGGAUGAUGCAUCUGAGGACGGAGACAGCGGUUCUGAGAGUGGUUCCGGGUCAGGCUCGGAACGUAAGAGCAAUGGUGUCAGCGCCACACUACCAAGCAGUAGUAGUCUACUCAAUAAUGAGAAGUAUCGCAAUCUACUCUUCAAUCGGAAUAAAUCGCAGCUAUCAGGCGACGAAGACGAAGAAGGGUUUGAUGGGGACCAAUUAGAGGGCGCUACAAACGGCAAAGCUGCCACUAGUUUCAGCGAUUCAGACGACGGGAACAUGUCGGUAGAAGGCCUGGAGGCUGUAGAGUCUCUUCAAGACAAAGAUAAAGACGUCCUGACUGACGACGGCCAAGGUGGGGAUGGUGGACAGGCUGAUGACGAACGAGGCUCAUCAGAUGAGAAGGAAGACAUAGGUGAAGACGUGGUACCAGACAAAGAAGAAGCUGAUUGGGCUGAUCUUAAAGACGCCUCCAACGGUGAGCCUGUGUCAACGACUGGCUUUGAAGAACAAGCUGAAUUUGAAGCAUUGCCUGACAAUGUUGACGGGGACGCAGUCGCAGACAUGGGUGUUGCUGAUGAGGGCGAGAAUCAAUCAGCCCCGCCCACUAAUGGGAACGUCGAGAGAGAAGAUAUAAGCGCUGACGAGGCUUACGAUGAGAAGAGUGAGGGGUCAUCUGGGAACGGGAACGAAGUAGAGCUCUUAGGGACAAUCAAAUCUCCAGUCAUCAAUGUGCCUGCUACGUCUGACUUUAAUAAUGCAAACGGAGAGAGCUUCAUCCAGGACCAGGACAAAGACCUCGUCACUAAGAAGUCUCUGCAUGAUUUAGAUGAGACGACCGGGAGUCUCGAAGACGGUGGUGGCACGAUCGAAGUGCUAUCACCGGAUUCCGCCAGCGACAAACUCAACGCCAACCUUGGGAUGAAGGCGGGGUUUGGUUCUGACGAUACCCAGAUGACUCUAUCCUUCUCCCCGCUGGGGGAGUUGGAGUCUAACGGAGAACAGCAACAGUCGAUGGCUGUGUCUUUGACUCCAGAAGAUGCCGUUUGAGAUUUGGCAGAUGUCUUUUAUACGACAGUAUAACAAAGAAACUAUUAAAACUAUUAUUUGGUUGUGCAUCGCCUACCUAUAAAGACUCCGAUAGGAACUUGUAUAUUACCCAUGGGAUCAGUGUGCGCACAGAAUUAUCUAGAAAGGAAUUCCGCUCUCAAACCCGUCGUUCGUACUCUCCAAGGAUCUCAAAUUGUUCUGCCGCCCCCGGACCCAAUUCCAGGUAACCCAUAGGUGGAUUCAUUUCAGCGUGGGUUAUAUUUGAUGAAAUACGCUACAUGAGAGAAAAUUAGUGAGUACAGCCGACUUUAGUUAUUACGAGGUCUGCCGAACUGGCCUGUUUCUACAGCUAUGCUUAGCUUUAAAAAAACACGCUGACAGUCGGCCAGAUUGUGACUACUGGUUGAUUUUAUACUCGGCAAUCGACCAAAGAAACUGGACGGUAUUCUUAGGAGCUACGUGGUACAUGUAUGUUCUCGUUGUGUUGUACAGAUGAGCGGGUCAUCGAAGGAACUGCAGAAUCGUUGGAUUUGGCUUCGCAUUGAAGGAACAUUCAACCAUCACUGGAACUAUCUUGGAAUAUAUCUUGGAAAUCUUAAGACAUCUCUGUGAACUACUCCCAGAUUGCCUCAUACUUGGACACAAACUUUCGAAUAGGAAUCUAAAAAUUUUAUGGAUGUACGACUGGGAUUUGUUGUAUGUGUCGAGUGGAGUUGCAAUCAUAUACAGUGGUGCUCGGAGUAAAAGCCCCCCGUUGCAAUGAUCGUCAAGAAAGUGUGGAUAAAGACAGAUACUGUGGUCAUCAACAGGCACAUGUCGUGAUCAUAGUUGGAGGACUCCCCCAAGGGUUACAUUUCUUGAAAGACUUUCGGAAGCUUUCUUGAACCAGAUGAUUCUUUGGAAGAUGCUGGAUGCAUGCUCAACCCACGAUCAUACAUAAACCACUCUUAGUACUGGGCUACUUUAUUCCUAUCACAGAUCUCCAAUCAAACGCCAUGCUAUUGAGCUACAUUAGACCAACGGGAACCCAAGAGAUUUCUGUGCCAGUAAUUUGUUGUUAAGGACUCCUUUGUUCUUGGAAACUGAUAACAGAAUAACUUUGACACGUUUCCAUUUGGCAAAAGUUUGAAAAUCAAUAGUUGGGAAACGUGGAUGGAAAACUCAUUUUCUAUUCCUCUUUCUUAAACAUAUUCGGGAAACCUUGUCAAGGAAAACUUGUGAAGGAAAACUCCAUAGGAUUCCAUCUGGAAUCCAGGCUAGAAGGAAAAAGGGUGUAAUUUCUGUACCAAGAUUUCCUUGGGUAAAGCUAUAGCUUAGUGGUUGGUAGUUCUGGAAAAUGGAAACUUCCAACAAAUACUAGUGAAGAAAAAAAAAUCCCACAUUCGUAUAAAAUUAUUCGCUGUUGUAAAAUUGCAUUGAAUGUUAAGCCUAUAAAAUGUUAUCCCUCAUUUGAGUGAAAAAAAAUUAUGGAUUUGAGAUCCUGUGAUGUCAAGUUUAUUACAAAAAAAGAAAACAUGAAAACAUAAAUUAUGCAAAAAUUGAUGUGUAUCAGUAAAGAUAUUUGCAGGAAAAAUUGAAGAAUAGAAAAUAUGGGACAGUUUUCAGUGCUUGACGUGGUGUAUGAUUGCAUAGUAUUAUACAUAAUGUGGCUUUGAUUGCAUAAAAUGCAUGUUCAGUAUAUCGGAAAGGACGAAUUUAUAAGCGCCUCUAAAUCUCUCAAAAGCUUCUGGAGAACAAGACUAACUUAACAAUAUUAACUGUGAACAAACUGGUCAGAAAUUGUAACUUCUUGGAACUGUAGCGUCCUGCUUGUUUUGCGUUUGAAUGCAGUCGUAUUUAUGGUGAAGUAUGGUGGGUUUAUAAGCAGUACAUACUGGCACCCUAGUUUCUGGUGUCGAUGCUUUUAUAUUUCAAAAUGUCACCGUUUUAUUUUGUUAUCGGUGAACGAUAUUGAUCGUUUGCGGAUGGAUUGUCAGGAUGUUAACUUCUUAGGUUUCGUUUGUGAAAUUCAUUUUGUAAAAGUACAUGUAAGCAAGAAUAAUAAGCUAAAACAAUUCAUGUGGUAAUAGUAAUAUCCAACUAACUUAUUCCUCCCAAGAGAGGGCGGGUGGGCUGGCUUGUUGAGAAAAUAACCUAGCUGUAACAAGAGAUGGCAGGCUUGUUAAGUAAUAACCUAGCUGUAACAAGAGAGGGCGGGCUUGUUAAGUAAUAACCUAGCUGUAACAAGAGAGGGCGGGCUUGUUAAGUAAUAACCUAGCUGUAACAAGAGAGGGCGGGCUUGUUAAGUAAUAAUCUAGAUGUGAACACUAGGUCUCCUUCACACACUUAAUGUAAUUGUCUCUUUUGUACAUACACUGUAAAUGAAUAGCAUUGUUUCUUCUCAAUCAUGUCUAUAGAGCAUAUGCACUGUCCGUUAUAAAUGUCCCCCCCCCCCCUUCGAAUCAAAUAGACCCUUUAUUAACGCUCUGACCUUCUUGCAAUAACCAUUAAUGGAGUGCUGUAAAGAUUGUUAAGUUUUAUCUGAAGAAUGCGGCUCUUACCAAUUAUUGCAUCACCAAAACGCACUUCGCAUUCACAUUUGAAGGAAGUACAAUGUACGAACUGGGCUUUAAGCUGUUGCUUCUGGCUGCGGCUAGCUUGAAAGCUUGAAGACAGUGUUCUUCACGCUUGGCUAUGGCUAUGCUUUGGCUAUUGCAUUUGUUGAAUGUACAUCAAUGCGGCUGCCACAAUCAGUAGCCGCAGCCAGAAGCAACAGCUUUAAAGCCAAGUUCAUACUUCCUUUGAAAGUGAAUGUGAUUUGGACUAAUGCAAUAACUGGUACGUGCUGUUUUCUUCCAACUGUUACGCAGGAAAUUUCACUUCGUACGAAGCAUUCGUAGGUAGUAUGAAUCGAGCUUCAGAAACAAUGUUAGUGGCUACAGAUACGGCUAUAUAUACACGGCUUAAUGAUAAGCCACGGCUGUUGCUUUGGCUUCUCUGCUAAAGUUUCUGUUUCACAUCCCCCAUGUUCUGUCGUUUCUUCUGCGUUUAAAGCCUAAGUAGCC
Molecule: messenger RNA, 6665 nt
Organism: Asterias rubens (European starfish)
Lineage: Eukaryota; Metazoa; Echinodermata; Asteroidea; Forcipulatida; Asteriidae
Product: ensconsin-like
Exons: 16
Coding region: 1-3621 (1206 amino acids)
Biological process (GO): microtubule cytoskeleton organization
Cellular component (GO): microtubule cytoskeleton
Source: RefSeq, a predicted model, not a curated record